This is a messenger RNA of Psammomys obesus (fat sand rat), 1035 nucleotides long. Its product is annotated as melanoma-associated antigen B4-like. Gene Ontology annotation, biological process: negative regulation of transcription by RNA polymerase II. The record is from RefSeq and is a predicted model, not a curated record. The transcript has a single exon. Gene Ontology annotation, cellular component: nucleus. NCBI's taxonomy places the organism in Eukaryota, Metazoa, Chordata, Mammalia, Rodentia, Muridae. Bases 1 to 1035 code for a protein of 344 amino acids.
AUGCCUAGGGGUAACAAGAGCAAGAGACGCUCCAGGGCCAAAAGGCAGCAGAUGCGUGCAGAGAGCAAGAAUAUUCAGGAUGAUCUGCCCCCUGAAGCAGAGGAAGAAACAGCCCCCCCUUUUGUCCAGAAAGAUGCCCCCAGCUUCCCUGAUGUCCGUCCUACUCAGGAGUCCCAAGAGGCUUCAUCCCAUGAAUCUCCUGAGUUAAAUGUGUCCCAGCUAGUCUAUGAUGCUGGAGCCGAGGGUGCUGAGGGUUUUGUUGCCGGUGCCGAUGCAACACAUUCAAAUAUAUCCAUUAUAGCAGAUGCCAUCCAAUCUGCACUCAAAGGUCGUAUGACUGGGAAGACCAACAAAAUAUUUCACUACCUGCUAGAGAAAUACCAGAUGGAUGAGCAGCCUAUGGAUGCAGAUAUGUUGAAGUUGAUCAGCAGGAAGCAUAAGGUUCGCUUCCCGUGGAUCCUGAAGAAAGCCACCUAUAAUCUGGAGCUAGUCUAUGGUCUGGAGUUGAAGGUUGACAACCCUAACACUCAUACCUAUGUCCUUGUUAGCAAGUUACCCAUUCCCCCUGGGUCAAGUGUCGGUGGAAAGAAACAAUUACCAAAGACAGGUCUCAUACUGACCCUUCUGGGUAUGAUCUACAUGAAGGGCAACCAUGCCACUGAGGAAGAAGUUUGGCAGUUCCUCCAUAUGAUGGGGAUAUAUCCUGGGAGGAGGCACUUAAUCUGUGGGGAACCCCGUAAUUUCAUCACCAAAGAGCUAGUUGAGCAAAAUUAUGUGAAGUACCGUCAGGUGGUUGGCAGUGAUCCCCCAAGGUAUGAGUUUCUGUGGGGUUCCAGAGCCCACGAUGAAAACACCAAGGUGAAAGUGAUGGAAGUUUUGCGUAAGAUCAGAGAAGCCAUUCCUAGUUACAAUCCGCAACAGUAUGAUGAGACUCUGAGUAACCAGGGUGAGAGAGCAGAUAGAGAUGAGGCUCCUGGUGACCAUGCUGCCAGGAUUCCCUCCUAUGCCCAUUCCAGCAGCUCCUCCCACACUUAG